Molecule: messenger RNA, 804 nt
Organism: Neurospora hispaniola
Lineage: Eukaryota; Fungi; Ascomycota; Sordariomycetes; Sordariales; Sordariaceae
Exons: 4
Coding region: 181-642 (153 amino acids)
Source: RefSeq, a predicted model, not a curated record
UGUUCCCAACGGACAGAGUGAAAAAAGAAUACGACUAUCUCGUCAUCAUGGCGCAGCGGUUAACAACACAAGCUCUACCUUUCUGAUAUCCGUGAUUGGAUCCGACCGAUAAUUCUGAUCUGUGAGCUCCAAAAUAGCCACAUCACUACAGUAUCUUUUUGGCCUGGUGUCCUUCGUCUGAUGACUGAGUGUCCCAACUUGCGUUUACCUACACACCAUCGAUGCAUCGCUGCCCUCCUUCCUCUUCUCUUUUCUCGCCAACUGCAUUCUCCCCUUUGCAUAUCUCUGCGAGUCAAAACCCCCAAUCCCACCACUCGCCAACUCCAUGAGCAGCAUCAUCAUCUUAUCCCCUUCCUCAUCACCCGCCACAUCCUUCGCCACCUCGCUCACCCUUCCCUCUCCUCCCAGUCCGCAGUUUCAGUCUGCAGUGUGAUCCCAAGGACUGCGUAUCAUGAUGGAACGAAGGACUUUAACGAUCCCAACAAGAAACUCACGUCUGGUUUCUCAGCAGCUAGUCGGCGGGUGAGUCGAUGGAAACGAAGAACCUGGUGCGGUCGGUACUGGAACCUGGAUGUUUCCGCCGCCGCCGCCGCCGUUGCUGGUCGGGAUCGAUCAUUUGAGGGAAUCAGCCAAGCCUGGUAAUGACUUUCGAGGUGGUGACUCAAGGCUGAUUGUCACCGUCGUUGACAAGGACCUUGGGAUCAGCCGUUGUUGAUCUGUUAUUCACCUAUUCUCCUACUUCCUACAAAUGUACAUUUCUAGGCAAGUUUGAUAGCAAAGCACGUCACUAUGCCAGUGACAAAG